UCGAUCCGAACGUACGUAACACAACUGAGGGUGUAUAUUCUAGCUGCUAGGCUAUACUUUGCAAUCCAUUGCAAUCUGGUGUGAUGCCAGCGCCUUGCGCUGUUCGCGGCUGCGUCAACAGCGGCGGUGGGCGACAUCCACCGAAAACUCGACGGUACAAGGUCCCGAAAAAAGAGCCCGCGCGAACCGCAUGGCUAAGAUUGAUAGGGCGAAGUGACGUCCUGCCGGACAUCGAAAUCACAGUCUGCAGCUUGCACUUUCGACCCGACGACUACGAACUGAACAUGUCACUCGCUGAAACCUCCGGAGUUGGGAAAUUCCUUGCAAGGCUGAAACCCGGAGUGACGCCGUCGUUGAACUUGCCGACAAGCGGUCAGCACGCAGCUCAGCAAGAAAACAAGGCACCCCAUUUUGGAAAUGAAGAGCACAGUUGUGUAUCUGGCACAGUAUCCAGUUCCCCUGUGGUCACAUCUCCCCUUUCACAGCAUGUAAGUUACAAGUGGUUGCACGAUCUUUACGAUGCUGGUAGAUGUGGAAAAUAUUAUAAAAUCACGAGGGACGCUUCAUCUGGAAAUGAAGAGAGAAGCCAUGCACCUGGCGCAGUAUCUUUUCCUGUGCUUGCCUCUCUCCCUCUGUACGGGACACCUGAAAGCGUUCCGCGGUGUGCGAACGGCGGAUGCUGCCAGCUCAGGGGCAAAUCUCCUACUCAAGAAAAAGGCACGCAGUACUGUCCACCGAAGGAGUCAAAGUGGACCCAAACAACACUUGCACAAACUUGAACAGCUGGCACACGAGUGAAUCGUAAUGCUACGUCACUGAGGCAGUCUAAUGAAGUGGCAUCUACGUCUGCAGCCUAAUGGAGUGGAAUCGAGUAACCAAAUGGAGCUCGAAGCACUGCAGCGUGGCCUGGAUGAACUGGACGACUUCAAUGUUACCGUCCAGCCCCUAACAACCGAUCGACAUCCCAGCGUGUGAAAAUGCAUGUGCACUUCACAUCCAGAAGUUAAACGUCAGUUCGACGUUUGGCAUGUCGCCAAAGAUCACAGCCGCAGAAGAGGCUGGCAAGUUUCACACUGGCAAAGCACCUCCUGAAGGAUAUCUCAAGCCUUUUCCCGGACGUGCAGGCGUCAAACCUUGAAGCAUUCCACGGUCUUCUCGAAGUCUGUUGGAUGUGGCAUAAAAACCAUGGAGUGCAGGACACAUCUCGCUGUCCUGUAUUUCAUCAACAGGGCUCAUGCCUUCACUGAUGAUGGGGAAUAGCGUUACCAGUUGAAGCACUGCCCAUCAAGGAGGAACCUACGUUCACUAAGUAAACUGUGCACAAGCAAAAUUAUGUUCACAAGCUCCUAGGCGAAGUGGUAGAGCUGUGCAAUAGAUGGCCCAAAUUCGCUGAUACGUGGGCCACAAGUCCUCCUGAUGAGCACUGCCAUGUCCGACAAACAGCCAGCCCUCGAUAGAUAAAAGAGUGCUGAUAGAAGCCAGGCAACACUGUCUCGGACCAUGUCGUUGCAGUCAAUGCACAGAUGCACGUUUGUGAUACCUCCAUCCAGGUAUCCUACAUGGCGCAAUGCUUUUACUAUUCCUACUUUUUCACGUUUUUCUUCGUACUCUGUCAAAGGCAUGCACUGUGUACUACAGUAUCGUACGGUGACAGCAUGGAAGCUCGUCCAUAACUCAACGAGUAAUUCACGAGAAAGCCAAAGUGUACAUUUGGCUUUUUCGUGAAUUACUUCUUGACUUUUUUCCUGGAUGGAAAAAGUCAGCCUCAGCUCACCGUUAGUUCACUGCCCCAUUGUAGAGAAUUCUGUGAGUUGGGGCUGAAGUAGUAAGUAGUCAUUAACAGUGAUGGCCACUAACUACUUCUAGAGUAGUUUAAUUAUAACUGCUGACUACUUCGCAAUGGAGUAGUUUAACUAGUAGUUCGAACUACUUUUUAACUACUGCAAUGUAUUUUAACUACGUCUCUAACUACUUAACUUUGCCCAACAACAACAAUCCCACUCUAUAGUGUACUUGAACACCUAAAUAUGAAUCAUAAGCAGUAAUAAAAGAAGAUUUAGUACACAUGCACGGCACAAUUGCUCCGCACCUCCGUUCUCAUCAAACCAGUAGCUCAAGGUAAAAGUCGGAAGCACAAUCCUGCAGUAAAACUUGCGGCAAAAUCUGAAGUAGUUGGCGCCUGCAGUAACCUAACUACUGUAGUUAACUACUCGAAAUAGCAGUUUAACUAGUAGUUGCACACUACAUUUCUGGAAGUAGUUGGUUACUACUUUUUAACUACAAUCAGGUAGUUUAAAUAGUAGUUUAACUACAUGUAGUCGUUGUUUAUUGCUACUGUUAGUUAACUACUGGCCAUCACUGGUCAUUGAUAAAGUUUAAAGUAGAAAAAUAUAUAGUCUAUAAUCCAAAUAAUAAAACAAGAGAAAGGUCCAAUAAACAAACUAGAAAACUGUGUGUGAACUAAGUGGUACUUAUGAAGUCAACACGUCCGGGGGCAAUGACAUUGGAAGGCUGGCUAACAACACGUGGGGAUGUGGCACUGUUUGUGGAUUCGAAGACGAUACAAGGGAGAUCAUCUCUACAUUUGACAAGAAUUUUUGUGUUGCUGAAGUCAGGUGAACACUUGUUGCACAAAUCAAGAUGUGUUGUUCACUUCUAUUGUGUGUUCCUCAAACUCGAAGAAAUGUUACCUCUUUCUUUCCGCAUUGUUUGUUGUUGGUAAAUGCAGCAAGACUUGCCUC
Ornithodoros turicata is the source of this 2741-nucleotide messenger RNA. RefSeq lists its product as uncharacterized. The transcript has 9 exons. Bases 84 to 779 code for a protein of 231 amino acids. Lineage: Eukaryota; Metazoa; Arthropoda; Arachnida; Ixodida; Argasidae. The record is from RefSeq and is a predicted model, not a curated record.